This is a messenger RNA of Cyprinus carpio (common carp), 1794 nucleotides long. RefSeq names its product voltage-gated potassium channel KCNC1. The record is from RefSeq and is a predicted model, not a curated record. NCBI's taxonomy places the organism in Eukaryota, Metazoa, Chordata, Actinopteri, Cypriniformes, Cyprinidae. Gene Ontology annotation, molecular function: protein binding; delayed rectifier potassium channel activity. Gene Ontology annotation, biological process: protein homooligomerization; potassium ion transmembrane transport. Gene Ontology annotation, cellular component: neuronal cell body membrane; voltage-gated potassium channel complex; dendrite membrane.
GUCAGACAAAAAAAAAAUGUUUACAGGAAGUUCAUUCCAGAACAUGUGGCUUUCAUCAGAUGGACAGAAAAAAAAUACAAUUCUUUGGUGAAUGGUGGCUUGUCUUCUGGGACUGCAAAAAAAAAAAAAACAAAAAAAAAAAAAAAAAAAAACGAAAAAAUAUAUCCUCUGAGAAGUUUGAGUCAGUGCUGCACAACUCCAAGUUAUGACCUACACGGAGAGAACUUUCUAAGAACUUUGCAAGAAAUUAUAAUAGUAAUAUUCUGUUUCCAAAGCCAGAGAUUAUAUUUCUGUGUGAAGAGAUACCAAAGAAAAACAGCUAUAAAACAUCUGCACAAUACCAACACUGAGCUCUUUGUCUUCUAUUAUGAAUUCUGUGGGCGUUUUCUCAUUGAAAGCCUGUGAGGGCAGUAGUGAAAAAAUAGUAAUAAAUGUUGGUGGGGUAAAACAUGAGACCCACACACGCACCCUAAUGGCCCUUCCGGGAUCCCGUCUUGCCAAUCUGGUGGACACUGACAUGCCUCCCUCAGAGCUUUUUUUUGAUCGCAACCCUGAAGUCUUCGCCCAUGUGCUGCAGUACUACAGAAGCGGGAAGCUGCACUGCCCCACCAACUUGUGUGGGCUACUGUUGGAGGAAGAGUUUGCUUUCUGGGGUGUUAGUGGCACAGAUGUGGAGCCCUGCUGCUGGGCGACAUUUCAACACAACAAAGAUACUGUAGAGGCUUUGGCUCAGAUUGAACCUUUAGUGAUGGAGAAAGAGGAGGAACCAGGUCAAAACCACCAAUCGAGCAACUCCAGAGCGUGGAUGCAGAAGAUAUGGGCUCUCUUUGACAAUCCAUAUUCAUCCAUUACUGCCAAAGUCAUUGCGAUCGUAUCUCUGUUCUUCAUCCUGCUCUCUUUCACCGCAUUUUCUCUGCAGACAGAACCCCAUAUAUAUCUUUCCAAGAUUGACCUGUUACGGACAGGCAACUCAACCGGAAAUUGUAUGGAGACCCUUCUUGUAGAUUCUCUGGACGUGGUGGAGUUAGUGUGUUUGGUGUGGUUUGUGUUUGAGUUUGUGAUGCGUGUAGUCAGCUGUCCAAGCAAACCGCGCUUCUUCAUGAACGUUAUGAACAUCGUUGACCUGCUGGGUCUGUUCCCGUUGUUCUUGCGGUGCUGCUCCAGCAUGUACUGCUGGAAGGCGAUGGGCUUUCUGCGUAUAAUGCGAUGCAUACGUGUCUUUCGCAUCUUCAAGCUGAUGCAGCAUGUGUUUGGUGUGAGAGUGCUCAACCACGCGCUUCGCGCCAGUGCGACGUCUCUCUGCACGGUGCCUCUUGUACUCUUAAUCUGCACACUCAUCUUUGGUACCAUGGUUUUUUACACAGAAGUUGACAUUGAAAAUUCGUACUUCACUGGCCUUCCCUCUUGUUUUUGGUGGGCAGCGGUCACACUGACCACGGUGGGUUAUGGAGACCUGUUUCCUAUAUCGGGUCAAGGCAAGUUGGUAGGCUUUCUCUGUGCAAUGGUUGGGGUUCUGGUCAUCAUCCUGCCUGUACCCAUAAUCGUCAACAACUUCAUUAAGUUCAGCUCCCUGGUCAAGACAAAGUGCUCGAUGCCCAGAAAGAAGGAGAAGAAUUGUGUUGAUACGACCCCCUCAUCUUCCGCUUAGAGCUGCAAAAUAAAAACAGCAGGUAUCGAGGAAACAUAUCAAGUUAUAUACAGUAGUAGGCCUGUGAUAUAUAUGUCUCUGACUGCAUUUUGUGUGUCUUAUAUGGUUUCAGUCUCUUACAGAAUAUGUGAUGGAUACACAUAAUU